This is a messenger RNA of Pseudo-nitzschia multistriata, 2134 nucleotides long. Lineage: Eukaryota; Bacillariophyta; Bacillariophyceae; Bacillariales; Bacillariaceae. The record is from the annotation of a GenBank genome assembly.
GGACAAAAAAUAGAGAACCGAYCAUUUUGAGUGUGGSCCCGAAAAUCCAUAMAACUCCAAUUGCUAAAACAUUUUCGACAGAGUACAGUGGAUGCUGGUCACGGGAAUCAAUAUUUCGAUUCGCAAAGAAGUGUUCGUUAUGCAGUCAACGCAAAAAAAGACGGAAUGUAUGUCACAUUUGGUACCGGCCACGCUGUGUGCCUGGCCAGAAUGACACAUUUGCAACUCGACGCAACGGGAGAACGUCAAAACACUGACGAAACGCAUAAUUUCCAUUCGAAACCUUUGGCCGCCCUCAUAGUAGCAGAGACAGCAUUUCCCAAAACUGUAUCACCAAUGAUCAAUUCUAACAUGGAAGACCACGGGACGGCAAUACAAGAGCGGGGAUUACCGGAAGACCUCCCCGCUGAUGCAGCGAUUGCGACGCCUACGGUCCCGGRGGCUUCCCGCGAGAUAUUGCAGGAAAGAGACGAUCAUCUCGAAAUAGAUCCUGUCGCCACAAGCGAAACCCAUCAGCCCAAUACGGAAAUAGCUUCUUUGCCGAAAGAGAAGGAUAMCAUCGAGAAACAACAGAGCAGCGCAUUUUCCAACAUUGCAGAGAACACGGCUGUCGUCGAGCAACCGAUGGAGGACAUUGGUUCCCCAAAGAAAGAGAACCACGAGCUGGAGAAUAAUAUCGGCAUACCAAUGACCAGAAUUCAAGAUAUGAAAGCUCCCCCAAAAAAUGCGAAUGAGAACGUUACUUCCUUCCAGAGAGAAAUACAGAAGCGGAAAGAAACUCUUGGCCACGCAAACAAUAACGUUCGUGAAAAGAAAGCUGUCGCCAGGCAAGGAAAUGAGGACAUCGCUACCUUGCUCAGAGAGAACCAGAAGCUAAAGGAGACUAUUAGCCAAGCAAAAAAUAAAAUUCGUGAAAAGAAAGAUAUCGCCAAGCAAGCGAAUGACGACAUCGCUACAUUGCAGAAAGAGAACCAGGAGCUGAAGGAUAAGCUUAGUUAUGCGAUAGAAAAAUGUCUUGCAAAGAAAGCUCUCGCCAAGCAACUCGAGAAACACAGGACUUGGUUUUUAGAGAAUGAAAAGGAUACUGACUACAAUGAAAAACUUCAUUCACAACUCGCCAGUACAACCGCCAAACUAAGAUUUUUGCUCCGGCAACAUGGCCACACGGAUAAGGGAGUCAAAUGUGAGGAGAAUGAUGAAGAAGGGAUUGUAUGGGGAGCAGACCAAGUCACCUAUAGUAAGCUCAAAGGAGAACUUGUCGAAGCCAAAAAUCGAAUUGCUGAGCUUUCAAAGUACAGAAUACACCAAAUCGACAGAGAAGAGGAAGCCACCAUAGAUGAAGCGACCUUCAGUCAAUUCGAGACACAAGAUUUGGAGGCAAAAAGUCACAUAUACGAGCUUUCUAAAUGUAAUUUAGACUUGAGUACAACCAAUAAGAAACUUGAGGCAGAACUUAUCGAGGCCAAAAACCGCAUUGGCACACUUUCGGAAUCCAAUUUAGAUGAAGCGACCUAUGGAAAUUCAGAGACAGAGCACUUAGAGCUAAAGAAUCAAAUUGAGAAGCUUUCUAAGUCAAAUUCAUAUACUGCUAGAGAGCUUUCAAAAGCAAACUCCCUUAUCGGUGAACUCAAAAAGCGCCUUUCAGCUGUACAGGGCGAAAAUGUGGGGAAAAAAGAAAUGGAUCUGAUGAGCGACGACGAUGAUGACGACGAAUCGGUUGAAGACAAUAAUGAUCCUUGGACAAUCAAGUUCAAGCAGCUUUGCCAAUACAGAGCAGAUCAUGGUGACUGUCUUGUGACUACGUCCAAAAAGCAGUACUCAAGCCUAGGACACUGGGUUAAUAAUCAAAGGAGAGCUUAUCAUCACCUCAAGAUAAGAAAGAAAGGGUACAAGAUGACAGUGGAAAAGAUUGAAAAACUUGACAGUAUUGGUUUCUCUUGGGUAAGCAUGCCAAGUUGAUUUUCUUUCAUCAAAACAACUCCUUUCGAUGCGUUUGCUCAAACACUCAACACUGUCCCACAUUUUUGAACUCAUGUACAACAUCCAUUAUACUCUAAUCAGGGAAGGAGAUAUGAAAACGGCCCGAUACCCUCAUUUCAGAAAAGUUUUUCAGAACUAAAAGACUACAAAGAAA